CGCCCAAAAAAAAAAAAAAAAAAAAAAAAAAAAAAGUCCACUCUCUAACCAUUCACUUGCCUUUACUUCACAAUCCGUUCCACCCUUCUCUCCCCCCUUCCUUUUCUUCUUCCUUCCUUUCUUCUUUUCCCCCCGACUCAGUGCCACCGGCGGGGCGUGGUGAAUUUUGAGCGACUUGAACCGCAAUAAUGCAGCAGGAUCCCUCCUCUUCCUGGAAUAAACCGCUCCUCUAUCGCAACAAGUCGGCUGCAACGACAUCCACCACCACCGCAGCCACAGCCACCACUCCAACCGUCUCCUCCACUGCUGCUGCUGCUGUUGUCGUUGCUGUCGCUACUAAUUCUACUGCGACUUCAACGGGCUCUACCUCUGGAUCCUCAGCGUUGCCACCCUCUAUUCACUCAAGAUCUCCGGCCUCAACGCCCUGUCUCACUUCGAGCCAUGUCAGGCCAAAUACCAACCGUCACGCAGAUGUUCUCGCCAUCCACCCCAGUUUUGAUCUGAGUAUUCCCUCCUCGUCAGACUCGGGUCAUUCGUUAUCAUCUCCCCCUUCUUCUCCUACAUCUUCGUCUGAUCACCAAGAUUCUAUCAAUGCCAUCGUCGCAUAUCAACAUGAACAUGAGACCACUCUUCAAAAUGAUACUACAUCUCCAUCUUCACAAGGAAAAAGGUCAGCAGACUGGCUGCCAUACAACACAACGGUCACUGUUUCGCUGAGAGAGCUGCGAGAUCUUGGUACAGAAAGCAGAAGUAGCCUCGAUCAUGACCUUGAAAGCGAUAAUGAUGUUGAAAUGCGGCAAGAUGCUCCAACCUCUAAAAAUAACAAGAGCAACGAUGACAACAAUCGCAGCAGCAACAACAGCACAGUCAAACAGAUUCAAGACUAUUAAAAGGAUACACACCGCAUCUCCGUUCUUUGACCACUCACAAGGGUUGUGUAUCUACACGCGCGUCUUUUCAAACUUGAACUUUUUGUGGUUUCCCUCCUGUGGCUGAUGGCAUGGAGUGUCUUUCUUAUUAUCUACGAUCUCUACAUACACGCAACAACGGAUCUAACUCACCAUCAACAGCU
This is a messenger RNA of Lobosporangium transversale, 1072 nucleotides long. RefSeq lists its product as hypothetical. The transcript has 2 exons. Lineage: Eukaryota; Fungi; Mortierellomycota; Mortierellomycetes; Mortierellales; Mortierellaceae. The record is from RefSeq and is a predicted model, not a curated record. Bases 189 to 890 code for a protein of 233 amino acids.